Molecule: messenger RNA, 614 nt
Organism: Dryobates pubescens (Downy woodpecker)
Lineage: Eukaryota; Metazoa; Chordata; Aves; Piciformes; Picidae
Gene: DBI
Product: diazepam binding inhibitor, acyl-CoA binding protein
Exons: 4
Coding region: 117-380 (87 amino acids)
Biological process (GO): fatty acid metabolic process
Molecular function (GO): fatty-acyl-CoA binding
Source: RefSeq, a predicted model, not a curated record
UGCUGCCCGUGGCGCUGUGAUUGGCCAGCAGGCGGUCUGGCGAGGGGUGAAGUGGGCGAGUGGUGGGCGUGGCGUGGCAGACACCAGAGGGUUACGAUUGUGCAGGGUUCGUCGCAAUGUCUGAGGCUGCGUUCCAGAAGGCCGCUGAGGAGGUGAAGCAGCUCAAGUCCCAGCCGACAGACCAGGAGAUGCUCGACAUCUACAGCCACUACAAACAAGCCACGGUGGGCGACGUAAAUACGGACCGCCCUGGUAUGCUGGACUUUAAAGGCAAAGCAAAGUGGGAUGCCUGGAAUGCAUUGAAAGGAACGUCCAAAGAAGAUGCAAUGAAAGCUUAUGUAGCAAAAGUGGAAGAACUAAAGGGCAAAUAUGGCAUCUGAGGACUGGAUAUAACAGCCACUUGCACGCCUGAAACAUGCCUUAUUUCUAAUACUGUGGAAAACUGGUUUCUGAGAAGCAUUUUAAAUACCUAGUAUAUUAUAGUUGGUUCUCCUCAUGCCUGUAGUCCAGGAGAAAUUGUACCCGCCUAAUGUACUGACACGUUAUAGAUUCCUUCUGGGAACAAAAUCUGGAACUCAUUAAAGUGCAUUUGGUACUUGAGGUGUUGUGGUGGU